AUGAAUGAAUUUCAUUCCUCAUCAUCAUCGCCAUAUGACAUUCUUCAACUACCCUCUCAUGCCACUCUAAAUGAAAUUAAGCAACAAUAUAAAAUUCUUGCAAAAUUAUAUCAUCCUGAUGCAGCCAGUAAUAACUCCAGUUCAACGAGUCAUCAUGAAAAAUUUAUUGAAUUACAACAAGCCUAUGAAUUGUUACGGGAUUCUAAAAAAAGAAGAAACUACGAUAAACAAUUUCAUUUAAACAAGUAUCAUUUAGAAAAACAAUAUAUUGGUAAUAUUAGUGAUUAUGUAUUGUUAUCGGAAAUGAGAUUUAAUGAAAUGAAUGAUUGUUGUGAAAUGGAUUGUCGAUGUGGUGGAUUAUAUAUCAUUUCUAUGAAUGAUAUUGCAAAUAAUAGUAAUAAUGAAACACUUGGAUACUUUAAAUCCUAUAAUAUUAAUUGUAAUAAUUGUUCAUUAAUUAUUCAAGUUGAAAAUGAUAUGGAUGAAGAUGAUGAAGUAGAGUCUCAUCAUGAGAAUCAAUGA
Naegleria lovaniensis is the source of this 522-nucleotide messenger RNA. RefSeq lists its product as uncharacterized. Gene Ontology annotation, molecular function: ferrous iron binding; ATPase activator activity. Gene Ontology annotation, biological process: positive regulation of ATP-dependent activity. The record is from RefSeq and is a predicted model, not a curated record. The transcript has a single exon. The coding region runs from base 1 to 522 and encodes 173 amino acids. Lineage: Eukaryota; Heterolobosea; Eutetramitea; Acrasida; Naegleriidae.